AUGGCGACUUCAUUGAGUUCCAAGCUUAGCAAGGCUGUGAAACAACAGUGCAUGGAUCUCCCUCAGGGAGACGAGGUUCAGAUCAUGUACAUCUGGAUUGAUGGAACUGGAGAGGGACUGCGAUGCAAGACAAGGACUCUAGACUCCGAACCCAAGACCAUUGAAGAACUCCCUGAGUGGAACUUUGAUGGCUCUAGCACAUAUCAGUCUGAAGGAUCCAACAGUGACAUGUUCCUGAUCCCUCAAGCCAUGUUCAGAGACCCCUUCAGGAAGGACCCCAACAAACUUGUCUUGUGUGACGUUCUCAAAUACAACCGCAAACCUGCAGAAACCAAUCUUUGUAAGACCUGUAAAAAGAUCAUGGACAUGGUGCAGAACCAGCAUCCUUGGUUUGGAAUGGAGCAGGAGUACACAAUUCUUGGCACAGAUGGUCAUCCAUUUGGUUGGCCCUCCAAUGGUUUUCCUGGUCCUCAAGGUCCAUACUACUGUGGUGUGGGAGCUGAUAAGGCUUAUGGACGUGAUGUUGUCGAAGCCCAUUACAGAGCCUGUCUGUAUGCUGGAGUCAAAAUCUGCGGCACCAAUGCUGAAGUCAUGCCUGCACAGUGGGAAUUCCAAGUUGGGCCUUGUGAAGGCAUUGAGAUGGCAGACCACUUGUGGAUUGCCCGCUUCCUCCUGCACAGGGUUUGUGAAGACUUUGGGGUUGUGGCCUCUUUUGACCCUAAGCCCAUCCCAGGCAACUGGAAUGGAGCUGGUGGCACAUAUUUCAGCCCAUACACCAACUUCAGCACAAAGGAGAUGCGUGAGGAAGGGGGUAUGAAACACAUUGAGGAGUCAAUUGAAAGGCUGGCCAAGAGACAUCAGUACCAUAUCCGUGCCUAUGAUCCUAAAGGAGGGCUGGACAAUGCCAGACGCCUGACCGGCCAUCAUGAGACCUCCAACAUUAAUGAGUUUUCUGCUGGAGUGCUGAACCGUGGUGCUAGUAUCCGAAUCCCACGUUCUGUAGGCCAGGAAAGGAAGGGGUAUUUUGAAGACCGCCAUCCCUCAGCCAACUGUGAUCCAUAUGCAGUCACCGAAGCUCUUAUACGUACAUGCCUACUCCAUGAAGAGGGCGAAGAGCCUGUGGAAUAA
Molecule: messenger RNA, 1128 nt
Organism: Xyrauchen texanus (razorback sucker)
Lineage: Eukaryota; Metazoa; Chordata; Actinopteri; Cypriniformes; Catostomidae
Product: glutamine synthetase-like
Exons: 6
Coding region: 1-1128 (375 amino acids)
Cellular component (GO): cytoplasm
Molecular function (GO): glutamine synthetase activity
Source: RefSeq, a predicted model, not a curated record